Messenger RNA from Polyodon spathula (Mississippi paddlefish), 1633 nucleotides. RefSeq names its product protein phosphatase 1 regulatory subunit 3C-B-like. Lineage: Eukaryota; Metazoa; Chordata; Actinopteri; Acipenseriformes; Polyodontidae. The coding region runs from base 641 to 1633 and encodes 330 amino acids. Gene Ontology annotation, biological process: regulation of glycogen biosynthetic process. The record is from RefSeq and is a predicted model, not a curated record. Gene Ontology annotation, molecular function: glycogen binding; protein phosphatase 1 binding. The transcript is spliced from 3 exons. Gene Ontology annotation, cellular component: protein phosphatase type 1 complex.
AUGAUGCUUCAAUACAGAGAAAUGCAUAAUACAGUGGAAAGUGUAUAUCUAUAUACACAAUACAGGGUGCGUGUUUGCAUUGAUAGAUUGCAUUUCUCCAAUCGCCUAAUGUUAAACUUCGCAACACGCCUGUCGAUUUCAUUCACUUGAGUAAAUUGGUCCCGUUUUCUCACAUGCGUCUGUCAAUCAAAUCCCUCCCCCCCCCCCCCCCCCCCCAAAAUACUGCCCGGCGGUCACUCCGGUCCAGGGCAGAGCACUCCCCGAUCACUCCACUGAGCCGCAGAUCGGACCGCCUUCAUUGGCCAGAGUCCCGGCGGAGGGAGCAGCCGAUUGGCGGAGAGGUGAAUUACACGUGAACAGAGUCCUCCAGCUGAGAGGCACCUUUAAAAAGUUUAAGCGGCGUGCAAGAACAAUCGGGCUUUCAGUCUCAGAGCUGCGUUUCGGGUCAGCUCUGGAAACCACGUUUGUAAAAAAUAGUUUCAGGGCAACUGCUGAAAACAGUAGGAUGUUAAUUCUAUAAAGGCACCGAGACUAAUUGCAGAACGGCGCGUUACUGUUCACUGUGAUGCCCAUGCCCCACUGCGCGUCAUCGUAGCCCAGUUCAAGAGAGCCCUGCCGCCCUUCAAGAGUGCCCGCGGCUAUGAGCUGCACGAAAGUUGUGUUUGGUGGCUCCCCGGUCUCCUCGCCGAUGACGCAGAGAGACCUGACCAUGCGCCUCUGCCUGAGCCCGCCUCCUCCUCCCCUCUGCCACUUCCUGAGCUCCUACGAGGAGCUGCGUUCGGCGGGGGUCCCUUCUCUCAAGCCCCUGCGGCCGUGCCUCAACCCCAAGGCCGGCAGCCAGCAGCCCGGGGAGUGGAUGGAGUCCCACAGCGGAAUCGGGGGUGACGGCACCAGCACCAAGAAGAAGCGUGUGGUCUUCGCCGACUCAAAGGGGCUGUCCCUGACGGUCGUGCGAUUCUUCUCCGAGCGUGAGGGCAGCUGCCUGGACCUGCGCCUGGAGAAGCGGGCGGGGCAGGCGAGGAGGGGCUGGGCACAGAGCCCCAGGCUCCAGGAGCGGCUGGAGCACCCGGGAAGGAGGUUCAGUCUGGGAUUCCCGCAGCCCUCCGCCGACUACCUGGCCUUCCGCAACCAGCUCCAGCGGAACCUGGUACGCCUGGAGAACUGCUCCGUCAACGAGCGCUCCCUCAGCGGCACGGUCCGGGUCAAAAACGUGGGCUUCCACAAGGAGGUCCGCGUCCGCAUCACCUUCGACUCCUGGCGCAGCCACCGGGACCUGCCCUGCUCCUACAUGCACCAGACCUACGGGGAGGCCGACAGCGACUGCUUUGCCUUUGACAUCCCCCUCCCCGCGCACCUGGACCCCCGGGAGCGCGUGGAGUUCUGCGUGUCCUUCUGCUCUGGCCCCCACACCGCGUGGGACAACAACGAGGGCAUGAACUUCAGGGUCUUCUGCAUGGGAGACCAGCAGCCCUCCACCCCCUUUUUGCCUCCCCCUUCCCCCAGGCCGCCCUGCAAGUCCCUGGACAAGCUCUCUGAGCUGGAGCCCCUCUCCAGCCCCAGGACUGCCUCGGAACUCCUGUUCUCUCAGUUCCAGAGCUGGGGGAGGCUUGAGAAGGUGGCACCGUACUGGUAG